AUGCGCACCGGCAUUCUCAAUAUCGAACCAGCGGGCGAGAGGAGCGAUUCCGUGUCGGAAAGGCCAAGUGGUGGCGGCGACACGCGCGCGCAGGAAGAGAGAAUUCCGGCACCAACGUCAACCCACCCAGCAUCGUCAGCACCACCACCGACAACAAGAACGGGGCCGGUUAACGGACGAACGACAACGACGACAACAACCGCGGGAUCGGUGCAAGUAGAGGACGAUAUUGGCGCUCCAGAGAUUCUCAAGAGCCGAAAGACGACGACGACCAAGAAGAGGACGGAGACCAAGACGGCGGCAGCAGCGGCGGCAGCAACCACGAGUGCUGCUAGGGGAAGAGGGCCUGCCUUGAAAGCGCCGGGGGCGGAGCGUGAAAUCGCUAGCCUUCCUGUCGUUGAGCUCGGGAGCAUGAAGUUCAUCGCCCACGGCGCCUUCUGCGCCGUGUUCGCGUGCAAGUACCGAGGGUUCAGCGUGGUAGCCAAGCGCGUGCGAGAAGACCUGCCCCUCCCGGAGCGAAGGAAGGCCCUCGAGAACCUCUGGCAGGAGUAUGACUGCCUGCAGCCUCUGCAGCACCCCAACGUUAUCGAAGCCUACGGCAUGUGUCGCGUGAGGUGUCGCGAAGGCUACGACGACUGGAACGAGAGAGAUGUCUGCCUCCUGCUAGAGCAGCUGGCUUUCGGUACCGUGGGGCACCUCUUUGGUACGACCUACUCCGUGGAGAAGAACCUCAAAACCGCAAUGGCUCGGUCGCGGAAGAUGAAGAUGGUUCCUUUUCGUUGCCGAUUGCACCGGGCCCUGGAGCUUGCGCAAGCCCUGGAGUACGUGCACGGAGGGUCUGGCAUCGGCUCCAUGAUGCACCGCGACAUAAAGAGUAUGAACGUCGGGUUCGCGCAGAAUGGGUGUCUCAAGCUCCUAGACUUUGGACUCUCCAAGAUGGUUCCACUCGACUCUACUGAGGACGACACCUACGAGAUGACUGGUGAGGUGGGGUCCUACAGGUACAUGGCACCCGAACUCGUGAAGCACGAGCCGUACAACGUUAAGGUGGACGUUUACAGCUGGGCUAUCCUGAGCUGGGAGAUUUUGGCCAUUGACAGGCCAUACGCGGACAUGAACCAGGCUUCUUUCAUCAACGAGGUUUCGGGAUCAGCCGAAGCUAACCGGAGAUGCCCCGAAGUGUAUUUGAUGAGUUGA
Molecule: messenger RNA, 1197 nt
Organism: Ectocarpus siliculosus
Lineage: Eukaryota; Phaeophyceae; Ectocarpales; Ectocarpaceae
Source: the annotation of a GenBank genome assembly